AUGAAAUACAUUCUAAUAGUACUGUCGUGUGCGUUCCUGGUGAACUGUCAGCCUCCUCAUCCCGAUGUUGUAGCAGUGCGUCAGCAAGAGGAACAUUUACCGCCACAUCUACGUAGUCCAGUUCUUCAUAACCCGAAUCUUCAAGAAGUUUUACCUUUAACCAGUCUCCUGCAUAACGGCGAAAAACUUGUUUAUGAACGAGAAGCGAACAAAGUAUCACGGAAUGAGAUUUACAAUAUAUUGACUCACGCUGGUUUUAUUUCGCGCCAAAAAUAUGCACAUUUGUCACAGAGAAAACCUUACCAAUACUGGUCGGCGGGAAAUAAUCAGAAAAAUAUAGAUGAACCUUUAACGGCUGAAUUUCCAAUACAAGAUUACCUGCAGUAUUUAUGAAAGAUUUGAGUGAUAAAAUGAAAAUUAAUUUAGAACCAAAGUAAAAUUAAAUGUCCCAUUAUACUCAUUUACAAGUUUUCCAUGUAUUUUAUAGUAUUUUAAGUAU
Bombyx mandarina (wild silkworm) is the source of this 499-nucleotide messenger RNA. RefSeq lists its product as uncharacterized. Lineage: Eukaryota; Metazoa; Arthropoda; Insecta; Lepidoptera; Bombycidae. The record is from RefSeq and is a predicted model, not a curated record.